Molecule: messenger RNA, 9368 nt
Organism: Caenorhabditis auriculariae
Lineage: Eukaryota; Metazoa; Nematoda; Chromadorea; Rhabditida; Rhabditidae
Source: the annotation of a GenBank genome assembly
AUGGCGCACAACUAUCAAGACUCCUACGAAUCUUACAACAGUGGUACUGUUUUAAAAAUCCUUGACAAUGGCUUUUUAUUGACGCAAAAUUUGUUGGAACAAACCUUGGAAACGGCUUUUUGCCUCGAGACCUUCAAGAAUUUUUCCUGUGCUUCUACAGCAAGAAAUUUUUCGAACAAAUUUUGAUUUUUUGAUUCGAUUGUGAAGAAGUUUCAGGCUACCAAGACUUUUCCAACUACUCUCGUCCGCAUCGAGGCGGGGGGAACGACCAAUACCACUGGAGUCCGGCUCAUCAGCACCAAAAUCAACAGCGUCAGGCUCCGCAGAACAACUACGGCGGCUAUCAACAUCAGCAGCAGCCUCAGCAGAGUUACGGCCAGCCUCAUUCUCAGCCUCACUCUCAAGCUCAUCCUCAGUACCGCGCUCAACACCAGCAGUACUUCUCUAACGUUCAGCCUGGUAGGGGUUGCUCGAAAAUUCGGAAUGCCUUCGAAAAAUUGUCCUUCUCUUUUUAUGAUUUUAUUGAAACUUAUCUUUUUAGGUUGAAAAAACAGAUUCUCUUCAUUAUCUUUAAAUUUCAUUAGGUUUCCUUUUUUUAGGGAGGUGAACAUGUGCUAAAAAGUAAUUUUUAAAAAAACGAUAAAUAUUUGUUUUUUUCUGUAAAUAUUGAGACAAGAAGCAUGAGAAAUGCUUCUUUUACUGUUCUAAAGAACGUUGAAGAAAAAUCUUUUCUCAAGGAAAUAAAUAAGAUUUUUUUGAUAUACUCAUCAAUGAAAAUUAUGUUUUCAAGUAUCACAAUCUCCUGGAAAUCUGCCGCAUGAGCAUUUCUCUUUCAACGCCGACGCCAAGCCUUUUGUACCGAUCCAGCAACAGCAGGUAAAAGAAGUGUGUGAAAAUCAGAAAGAAAGGGAAGUUGGAGAAGCGGGUUUUUGUUCAACGACCACUUGAACAUUUUUGAUUUUUAACGAUGAACAUUGGUAAAAUUCAACCUAGUUGUAAUUUUUAUUUCGGAAGCUGUUAUGCACACUAAUAAUCAUGUGAUUCUAUUUUUUGGCUGUCUUAACAAAUAGUUGGAUUGAAAUAAUAAAAGAACUCAGUUUUUGCUUGAAUUUUUUCGUUAUCGAGGCUAAAGCUGUGCGUGAGCCAGGCAUUUCGGGAUUUUGGUCGAAAAAUUACGAAAAUUUCUCUCUUAUUAUGAAACUGACUCUAAAAUAAUAGUGAUGAAUUACGCAUAUUAGAUUCCUUCUCUUUUUCUAAACUUUGCGAGUAUUUGAAGACCAAAAACUUCGAAAAGUGGCAAAGUUUUGACCGCUUCGCGGCCGCGUUCCGGAUCUUGUACACACCUCUGAUUGAGACAUAAUUUCAGUUAAUACAAGGCAGAAAAGACAGUUGCCUUGCUAAGAAGUUUUUUUAUUUUUGCUGCUUUAUUUUUGGUCGCCUCAGCAGGAGGACAGUUGGUUGGUGGUCCACUAACUUCUCACUACGUGCCUAUUUGUUCUUUUUUUCUUCUUGUGUGAAACUGCAAACAACUUGUAUCGCUUUCUUUUUUUUCCGUCUCGCGAAAUGGAACGAUUUUCAAUAUGAGAAGGUGUGAGGAAGAAUGGGGAACGAAAAGUGAAAAUAAUUUUUUUUUUCAGGAAAUGAUGUAUUCAUUAUUGGGUUUUGUUAAAAUUUCAAGGUUUGACUUUCAACACCUUGGUCGUGCCUAGAAUCUCUUAAAACUGCAUCAGACCCGAAAAGACUUGCGCGCGUCGGAAGUUCAAUUCUUAGUGUAGAUUUGUCUUAGUUUCAAUCGCAGCGCGACCGCAACCUUUUUAUAAAUUUUGCAUGCGAUAUUCAACGUUCUUUUCUUUAAAUUUUAUAUUCCUGUCAAACGAUACGGACCGGCUGCUUAUAGCUUUUUUUUUCCCAGCAAUCUUUUUUUUUGUUGAUCGAUUUAUUUCAUGGGCGCCGAAGAACAGCUGCAUAUAAGACGAACCGUACAUUGCUUUUUCCCAUUUGAUUCCUUUCAUAGUGGCGCCGAUUAUAUUGGAAGCUGCUGCUUUGCCAGUUUUCUCAGUUCUUUUUGGGUUAUUCAAGAAUUUUCGAUGUUCUUGAAUCAUAUUGAAACCAAAUUAGCUGUUUUCGACUAUGAGAUUAUCGAAAAUUGUUAGCUUUACAUUCAAAAUACUUGAAAAAUCGCCGGAGCUUUUCGAAUAAAACAGAAAAAAGUACCUGUUCGAAACAAUUCGAAGAGCUGAUAGCACGAAAUUUCGCUUUUGAGACGUGUUCCUUCUUUUAUUUCGAUUGUAUCAUCGAAAUGUUUUUUUCAGCAUUCUCAUGGUAUCGAUAGUUUAGUGAAGUCAAAACUUUGGUUUCUCCGCAUACAAUCAAAUAAUUUAGUUUAAUUUUUUUGGCCAAUAGUUUUUUUUCAAUAUUUAUUCUACAAAUUCAAUCGAAUGAAACUUUUUGAGCCUCUAUAAAUCUCCAAUCUAUUGUAUAAAAUUUGAACAAAAAAACAUCUUAGCCCUUUUCCCACUUUGACAAAACCGUUUAACACUUCAUCUCAUUCGACAAUGCCUGUGGGUUCUAUUCAAAUAAAGAUGUGGGGAAAUUGAUGCCUUCCCAUUCUCCCGUCCUGUUUAAAAUGUGCGAAAAACGCGGGUCUUUCGUGUUGACAUUUUGCCACUUUUAGGUGUUCUGAGAAGGGAAUUGUGGCGAAAUUGUUCUUGAGACGCUGUUUCAUGGUUCUUAUUGUUUCUGAGAAUCAAUUGCGUAUAAUUCGCAGCACUAUUUCAUACGACUCUUCAAGAAAAAUUUUUUGAAAAUGGUUUUUGAGGCCCUGUAUUUAGAAAGUUUCCGAAAAAUGACUUUUUUUUUUUGAUAGAAGUCGUUAGGGAAACACUUUCUAAAGAAGUUCUAAGCUAAAGCUUUGAUGUUUGAUAUUCACUGUGACCUAAACUGGGUUGUUGACCUCGGAAGAGCCAGUGCAAGUCUAACCACCGCUGAACCCCUUCUUAUCCUUUCUCUUUAGAAGCUUUUCUGUAGUUCGUUCACCUUUGAUUUGAAAAAACGUUCAAUGAAGUGAUGUAUAAAAAGCUCACGCAGAAUGAAAAAUUGUAACUCGUGGUUUUUGAUCGCCAUCUGUUUUUUUCAAAGAAAGGAUAGGAUUUUUCCGGGUUUUGUUUGGUAUUUUUAAGAAAUUUUUUUCAGUGUUAGAUUUUCAAAUUUCUUUCGAUUUUUUCUUUUAGAUCUUCAUGAAUUCCCUCCUGUUUUCCGAAAGGGAAAUAUUUUUCAAUCAUUUUUUUCCAUCGGUCAUCCUUUUUCCGGACGCCUCAGGGCGAUAUCACGUGCCGCUGUCGUCACAUGUUGAUCUAAAACGAAUUGGAGCGGCCGGCGAUCAAGAACACUUUUUUUCUCUGACCGCACUCAAAAAAUUCUGUUCUUUUGUACAGUUUCACAGUUUUUCUUUCGGUUUUUUUUCGAGUAGAAAGGAGUUUUAAAUGUAAAGAAGGUGACCUCCCUUGUUGGGUUAUUUUUAAUAGUCAUUUUGCCUUUUAGCCUAAUUUUUCCUCUAAGAGUUUAAUUCAGUCCAUAAAUAUUCAAAGCUCUCGAUUUUUACCAAGACACAUUAUAUUAUGAAUGCCUAUAGAACAGAAAUUUUCGAAUGAGAAUGUGUUAGUUUCUCGUAACGGACUCUUCUCACUCCGUUACCAGCUAAUUCUCACCCUUCUAAAAGGAGCGCCACCUUAUUUUCUGUCAUGAUCGUCGUGCCGGUGGGCCUUCCAGCCUGUGGCAAGGUCCUCCCUGUCUUGGCCACGCCUUCAGAGAUCUGGGGACUUCUUCAUUUUGUGGCUGUGCGGCUCUUCCGAGCGGCUGCUCUUCUCCUUCCUUUACUUUUUAUUCUUUCUUUUCUUCUUCGUCUGUUCGACCUUGAUGGUCAACCUAAGGUUCUUUGGAGAGGAUCACUAGACGCUUCCCAUCGAUUUUUAUGAUCAAAAAGUUGUUUUUUGCCUCUAGAGUAGCUUGAGAUUUCUUUAGAUUAAUUAUGAACUACAGAGUUGACUUUGAAGGCCUACUAGUUCAUUGGAUAGGCUUUUAGCCAUGCCAGUUCAUCUUCGAACAUUUGUGUCUGGUUUUUAAAAAUAUUUUUAGACAACAGCAUCUCGUGUAACUUUGAAGUGUACUUUAGCUGUAACACUAUUCGAAAGUUGUUCAUUUGAUGAUUUUCGGAUACUUUUUUGAAGGUUUUUAACUCGUUAGGUGCAAUUAAAGAACUUUUAUUCUUUAAAAAUUUAUUUUUUUUUCUACUACUGAGGAAGUGCUGACUACUCUAGAAAUAUUUAAGAUCAAAUUUAGGCGGGUUUUAAAAUUCUGUUCUCAUCUAUGUCUAAUUGCUCUCUUUCCCUUUCUCAAAAGUUCAUCCUUUGUCUUCAAUCUCACCCUUCGCAAUCGAUUAUCCUCUCGAAACUUAUUCAAAAUCAACGCACUGCAGUGAACUUCUUACCAAACCAAAAAAUCGAAAGAUGAUUAGACGUGGAGUCCGCGACGAAAAUGGAUACACCAACUUCCCAGAUUUCUUUCCCUCAGUAAGAGUUGUUGCCUUCAGUUCAAUAGGAAUAAGAAGAUUUUCUCAGAAAGUCAGGAAUGAAGAGAUUUUUUGCAGACCGAGCACGUGCCGCCAUCGUACUGCAAUGCGCCCAUGUACGGAAUGGAGAGCUACGGACCGCGCUACAUGUACCAGAGCCAUGUAAGUCUCUUGAGAGGUCCAUGUAAAACUAAAGAAAAACAAAGUGAUUCCUAAGUUGAGCCUUUUCUAUUGGUACUUCAAAAAUAAGUCUUGUUACUUGAAGUUCCUUGACAAAACUUUUUUUUUUUGCAAUUUCGACUUUUUAAGAGAUUAGCGCUUGUAGCUCCUGAAAUUCGAUUUUUAGCCGACUUUUUGAACAAGGAAGGGAUUUGGAAAUGUUUUCAAGCCCUUUCAAAUUCCCCCUUGCUCUCUCAACACCAUCAGAAUAAAUUGCGAUUUCUGUUGCAAAAAAGAACUCUUUGCCUUUUGUUCGCAGCUUUCUGUAGAGUCUAUAAAGUUUUGGCGGUGAGGAAGCGACGGCGGCGCUCCGUUUUGUAUGCACAGAGAGAGCGGCGGGGAUUUUUGGCGCGGUUUGGCUCAGGUUGCUACUUUUGUCGUCGGCGGCGGUCUCUGCUACACUUCCUUCUUGCCUUUUUAAUUGAUUUCCCAUAUCUUAAGUUGCUUCAGAAAAAAUGCGCGAAAAAUAAGCUCGAAAUGGAGAUUCUCAAGUUGAAAAGUUGGUUUGAGAGCUGUUUUGAAAGUUCCUUCGUCAUUUUUUUAUAAGCAUAGGGAUGAAAACUACAUUAAUUUCAAAAAAUCGAGAAUAGUUGAACAACAUUUAUUUGCAAAUCUUUCCGAAAAAGACAUGUUUUUCUCAAAAUUUGUCUUAUCUUUAAUUCGCAACAAUUUUUUUUAAACGAUGGUUUUAAUCGAUCAAGCCUUUUUCUUAUGAUCCAAGUCGAUAAAAUUGAGGCUUUAUCUUCAAUCUAUCCUCUUUUUCUCCCCGAUAACGGGUAUUGUUUUUCGUAUUUUCCACUCAGUUUUCUCUUCCUGGUGCGGGAAAAUAGUGUCCGCCGCGAGAUCCGUUAUGUUUCGCGUUUCGCCGACGAGCGCACUCGACGCCCGAGGAAUUAUAUGUCGCUCUGUUUUUUUCUCGUUCUUUUCUGUUCGGCUCGUUUGAAAAUCGAUCUCUAUUUCGAUUGUCGCUUUCAUUUUCUGUUGCUGGUGGUCAUUUUCAUUUUCAUUUUCAUUGUCUUUGUUUUGUUUUUUUAUUUUUUUCAUAUAGAAAAAUGCCUCGAUUUUUUUUUAAAAUUUAUUCAUAGGAACUACACGAUUCAGUUUACUCCAAAGUAAUCAUCAUUAACGUUCUUUAGAAUCGCAUCUGCAAUCCCUUUAGACAUAGCAAAAUCGAAACCCCGCUCGGCUAUAACAACAGAAAUGAAUACUAACCGGAAAAUAACCACGGCCGAAUUUUGGCCUAAUUUCUUGCUUUAAUUGCUCCAUUCGACCGUGAACUUUGACGCAAAUAGGAAGACACGUUUCCUUUUCAUUUCUAUUGAAAUAUUUGGUUGAAAAAUAUUUUAACCUUAUUCUUUCAUUUUUCACGGAAUUUUGUUCUUUCAGCCGUCUUACACCAGUUACGCUCCUCCCGUCAUGACCGACUUCUACUCGGAGAACGAGGAAGAACAGGUAAAAUAUUGAAAAAAAGAGAUUUUCGGCGGUUUUGUAUAGUAAUAGUAUCGUGUCAGGUUUUUUUAUUUUUUUCCGAUUCACAAGAUUUGCUCUAAUUAUUUUUUUGUUGUGAACUACAGUAACUAUAGUAACUUAGCUUGGUACGGAAAAUACUACAGGAAGACUUCUAAAUUUCUCCUUACCAAACACUAUUUUCGCUAUAAGUCUUGUUCGAAGAUUAUUCGUUUAUGCUUCAUUGAUUUUUUCAAGAGCAAUAUUGAAAAAUAUGAUAAGGUCGAAAAAAAAACGAAAUGGAAGCUCAAUUUCAGGCGGCUUACAACGCCAUGUACGCUCAGUUCGGCCAGCAACAGCAGCAAUAUCAGCCGUCGGAGGAGCUUUGGAAUCAAAUGAUCAACAGUCCAAACGCCACUCUUCUCCAGGAGGUUUGUCGACAAUUUUGAUGACCUCCAGAAAAAUCUUUGAUAACAACAUUUUCUAAAUAAUGACUAUUAUUACUGCUUUAGAUAUUAUCUUAACUGUUUUCAGGUUCUCGUCGGCUUCGAACAGCUGAUGGGAGAGUCGGAUGAAGACGGAAUGACGACCUGGUCGAGUGCGAUUCGUCAGCGUCUAGAAGGCCUCCAGAUGUCGGACGAGAGCCGUCGCACCGCCAUUUCGCUCCUUUUGGAAAUGGUAUGAUUGUUUUGAAAACCUUGAGUUGGGUUUAUGCCCAUAGCUCUUUUCCCUCAUUCGUUUUUCCUUCACAUUUUUUGAUUCAUAAUAUUUUGCUCAUAUAUAUUGGUAGAUUUAUUUACUUUUUCCGGCCUCAUUUUGCGAUUUUCCAGGCCGUUACGUUUUCGCCGAAUGAGCUCCGAGGCGGCAACCCGCAGUACACUUUUGCGACGCUUCUUGCCUAUCUUGGCGCCGAGGUUUUUCAUUUUUCUCACUUUUUCCAUAAUAUGUUCGAAUUUUUCAGAUCUCGACCUUGACGCGAAACGUUGUCCUCAACGUGCUGAAGGACUACCACGAGCGGCGGCGAAGUUUCGAGGACGAGAAAAAGAUCAAUUUGGUUCUUUUCUUUGCCGAAGUCUACGACAAGCUUACUUUUGUGCGUUUCUUUUGAGAAUUGUAGCUUGAAAAAGUUCAUUAUAACUGUGAUUCUUCUUCAAGGCGAUUUUUUGAAAAUUGAAGUUCCUGUUUUUUUAAGUAGAAAAUUAGGGAAAGUUACAUGUUUUUGCGUUUUUCAUAUGUAUUUCAAGAUUUGAGGAUAAUGCAUCACUUAUAGAAGCUACCUCAUUUAUUUCAGUUAUUCGAAUUUCAGGAAAACGGAAGUAAAAUCGAUAUGCUCGGCCUGGCUUUGUGCGACCAAAUCGUCGAUAUCGUUCAGCAGCCGAAGCCCAACGAUGCCUCCAUGAAGUAUUUGAUCCGCAUUCUUAAGGUACAAAUUGGAAAAUUACGCUGCAAGUUGGAAUAUAAAUUAAUUUUCAGUUGACCGGCGCCUCGUUGGACUCUUUCGAAGCUUCCAAGACACGUAUCGAUGAGAUUUUGACGCGGAUGAACGCUUUCGCCAUUGGAUCGCCUCACCUUUCUGAGUGAGAAUUCGAAGAAAAAAAAAUUAUCUUUGCUAGUUCGAAUGAAGUCUUGAGAGCACUCUAAAGAUCUUCCAAAGCUUCAGAUUGUAUAUCUUGAGCAGCUUUUUUUUAAAAUGUGGCUAUAAACCGUUUUCUUACAAGUUUCUAUGCUGUGAUUUUUAGGUCGACGAAGACACAAAUCGCCGCCUUGGUGGAGCUGCGACAGAAGGGCUGGGGCCGGACCGUCAACAGGGCCUUGAGCUCGAGCUCCGCUCCCUACGGGUCGAUUGUCGGAGCCGACGGCCAAAUGCUUGAGCUCAGCGAGGAGGAACGUCUCUUCCUGGAGAACCAGAUUGGACAGCUUGAAGGUGAGAUUUAAAGGAGAAACAUCUAAUUUUGAAUGGGAUAAUACAGAAUUCUUUAUCAGAGUUGUUAAAGUUUUGCCUUGCCUCAUGUCACUUGUUCUUGAAACUAAUUCAAUUUUUUUUUAAUUUACAAUUUUUUUUCAGAUCAAGAAGGCGAAGCGGACGUUGACGACCAGGAGAUUGAUGCCGAAUUCGGCAAAUUUGUCAAGGAGGAAAUCGAACGAGAUGCGGUUAGUUUUUCUUUCUAUAAAAAUCUGCACGUUUUUGUUUCAUUUGCUUGAAUUUGUGAUGAUUUGCAUGUAUGAAAAUGCUGGUCGUAUGUCGUAGACUUCGGCAAAGAAAAGAACCAAAUUGAUCUUUUUCUCGUCCUCGAAACUUCGCCGCCGCUCGUGGUAGGUGGUAGUGGUAUGAAAAUGCUUUUUGAAUUUAUUUCGAUCACUACUAUUUUUUUCGCCAAGGGUUUUCAUUUGCAUGAGUUUUGAAAAUCAAUCAAUAACUGGCCUCUUUUUCAUUAUCUUUGUAUUGCACGCUUUAGACAUACCGCUUUUUUUUUUGGCUAUAACAGUCUAAAGGCCAUUAAUAUCAUCUUACUCAACUUGGGAAUGCAAUAUUUCAUUUCAUGGCAUUUUUGAACGCAGUAGCGGGUUUGGAUUCUGCACCUCGGCAACAGUUUAUUGAAAGUUUGAUUUUUACUUCCUUAACUGACAUCUUUUUGAAGGAGCUUUACUAAUCACUGCAUGUUGUUUGUUUGAAUAACUGAAAAAGAUAAUCUUUCUCUUGAUUUCUCAACGUCUUGAAUGUUGUCGUUUUAGCACCUCGCCUACUCGGACUGCUACGAAGUGCCGAUUGAUCCUGUUCCUCAGGAACAAAAUGAACAGGUAUGCAUGUCACUGUCGUCUCUUUCUUCACAUCUCUCAUGUCUAGCACGCUUCCGGGUAGUCUUUUGGUGUUGGGUUUUUGUGUAACUUCUAAACGUGGUGAAGAAAAAAACAGCGAAAAUUCAGCUGAAAAUUUUGAAUUGAAAAAUGGAGCAUUUUAUCCGUAGAGCGCACAUUUGCGGCUCUUUUUCUCUAGAACAUUCCAUUUUCUCAGACUUCUUUCAAGAGUUUUUUAAAAAUAAAUUGAUUUCAUCAUUUUCAGGUGGACAGGAACGUUGCUGAUUUUGACAAACUGAAUCUGUCGGACGAGCCGAAAAAGGAAGCUGAGGAGAAAUAA